Molecule: messenger RNA, 1050 nt
Organism: Lachancea thermotolerans CBS 6340
Lineage: Eukaryota; Fungi; Ascomycota; Saccharomycetes; Saccharomycetales; Saccharomycetaceae
Gene: SWF1
Product: palmitoyltransferase SWF1
Exons: 1
Coding region: 1-1050 (349 amino acids)
Biological process (GO): protein targeting to membrane; peptidyl-L-cysteine S-palmitoylation
Cellular component (GO): endoplasmic reticulum; Golgi apparatus
Molecular function (GO): protein-cysteine S-palmitoyltransferase activity
Source: RefSeq, a predicted model, not a curated record
AUGAAAAUGGGCCUCUUCAUAUGGAUUUUGAUAAUACCCCAACUGGUUUUAUCUCUGUUCUCGCCUCUUUUCAGGACAAAACCUGUUUUCAGAUGGUAUUACACAAGAGUCUUUCACCCUAUAUUUGAGGACGUUAACAGAUUCCGAUGGAAGUUCCGUGCCAUUCCUGCUUUCUACCUUUCGAUAUAUGCAUACUGCACGUUUCUCUUUUUCAAGGACAUUGAAGGCUUGAUACGAUCUAGGCUAUUCGGCGUUGAGAGGCUUCUGAUCAUUCCUGUAGCCCUAUCGGCCCCGAUCAUCACAGGACUUCUAACCAUAUGGAUCAAACCGAAAUCUACUUACGCCUCGCCAAUGCUUGACGCGUACGACGAGCUGAUCUUUCAUUCCGGCGUCAGCUGUAGGACCUGCAAGCUGCCAAAGUUCGCCAGAACUAAGCACUGCCCUAUAUGCGACCAGUGCGUCCAGCUUGCCGAUCAUCACUGCGUAUGGGCAAACAACUGCAUCGGAAGAGGUAACUACCAGUAUUUUUAUCUUUUCCUUGUCUCAAAUGUCUUUCUCACAAACUAUGGUUUCCUGAGGCUUUUGUUUUUGCAGCGCUUCGUGCAUUCCAGGCAGCUGCUGAUUCUAUCUAUUCUCUUAGGGUGCUUCGGCGUGAUCUUAGCGGUUUUCUCCUACUUCCAAUUUGUUCUUGUCCGGGAUGGAAUGACGACCAAUGAGGAGAACAAGUGGCUAGUGAUUCACGACAUGAUACGAGCGCGCCAAAUGGUGACCGACGACACUGGUAAAUACUAUUUCAGACUUCUCGCUGACUGCCAAGAAGAUUCUGCCGAGUCUCUCACCAACCCACGCCACUCGUCUCAGGGCCCUAACGAGUUUCACCUAAAUGACUCUAGUCCAGACAUUUACGUAUACUACUCCACGAACCCUUACGACAACGCUACUUAUGAUGUGAAAAACCCGAAGGAGAUUCUAAGCACUGCUGCUAUAACUAAUAUCUACGAUGAGGGCGGGUUCUGGAAGAACUUGAUGGCCAGAGUGGACUUCACAUAA